Daphnia magna is the source of this 546-nucleotide messenger RNA. RefSeq names its product p53 and DNA damage-regulated protein 1 (gene Pdrg1). Bases 1 to 390 code for a protein of 129 amino acids. Lineage: Eukaryota; Metazoa; Arthropoda; Branchiopoda; Diplostraca; Daphniidae. The record is from RefSeq and is a predicted model, not a curated record. The transcript has 2 exons.
AUGGAUAUUGAAAAGACGCAACAGUUUCUGAUUCAAACUGAAACUGCUGCACAAGAGAUUCUUAUCACCAAAGAUGAACUAGUAGCAUUAGAUUUCAGGCGCCAGAAAACGCGCGAAGCAUUUAGAGCUUUGAAGAAUGACAUGAUACCUGGUGAAAAGGCAUGGAUGUCAGUUGGAAAUAUGUUCGUGAAAACAAGAACAUUAAAAGCGCAAAACUUAUUAGAACGAGAGAUGAAAGAACUUGAUAAAGAUAUAUCUGACCUUCACAACAAGCUCAAAGAACAAGUCAAAAUGCUUAGAGAUCUUGAAGGAAAACCAGAAUUGAAAGGAUUUGACCUACAACCAAUCACAAAAGAGGCUGACAUUAUAAUGAAAGCACUUUCUAAGUGAUCUGUAAUGUACCCAAUAAGUUAUUUUCUUUGAUUGAUGAUUUCUGUUAUAUCCUCUGGAUUCUCCUCUUCAUCCUGGAAAUCUUGUUUCAGAUAAAGUGUGGGAGAGAGAUUCAAUGUGAAGCAAAGUUUUGAUACAGUGUCACGAUCCAAAUAA